Paramisgurnus dabryanus is the source of this 1941-nucleotide messenger RNA. The record is from RefSeq and is a predicted model, not a curated record. Lineage: Eukaryota; Metazoa; Chordata; Actinopteri; Cypriniformes; Cobitidae.
AUGGCUGAGGCGGAGAGAGAUGACCGCGAGAAACGGGUAAUUAAAGAUGCACCCAAAGCUUGGAAAGCGGACAUAUGGGCACAUUUCGGUUUCUACGAAGUCAACGGGAAACUUGACAAGACUUAUGCAGUGUGUAAAACGUGCCACACUAAAAUCAAGCACGUUGGCAAUACAACUAACUUCACAAACCAUGUUGAUCGUUGGCAUCCUGAGUUGGCUUCAACAACAACAACAACACAAAAAGUCGACACAACACAGCCAAGAAUUGACGAGUCGCUAAUGUCAACGUUGCCACACAACUCAGAGAGAGCUAAGAGGAUCACACGAUCGGUGGCAUGUUUUAUAGCCAAGGAUCUACGUCCCUAUUCAGUGGUUGAAAAUGCGGGGUUUCGCCACAUGCUUAAAACAAUUGAGCCUCGGUAUAAGCUACCGACAAGAGCUACCUUCACUGAUUCUGCGCUUCCCGCAUUGUACAAAGAAACCAAAGCAAAGGUAAUGGAAUCAAUGUGUAAAGCCAGUCGUGUAGCCAUUACAAGUGAUGCCUGGACUUCAGUCGCAACAGAGUCCUAUGUAACUAUAACGGCACAUUAUAUUAGCGAGGAUUGGCAGAUUGUAUCACAUGUGCUGCAGACGAAAGCAGUUUAUGAAAGCCACACUGGUGCUCAUAUGGCGAGGCUACUUUUGGAUGUUGUGGAGGAAUGGCAGCUAACAGAAAAAAGUGUUGUGCUUGUGACGGACAACGCCGCUAAUAUGAUUAGUGCUGCUGAAAUUGGUAAGUUCCCUCACGUUAAAUGCUUCGCGCAUACGUUGAACCUCGCUGCGCAGCGGGCGCUUAAGCUACCGACGGUCUCCAGGCUUCUGGGCAGAGUCCGACGUAUCUCAGCAUACUUUCACCGCAGCACAAAGGCAAAGCACCUGUUUGAAGAAAACCAGAGAGUUGUUCUUAAACUGACAAGUCCACUUAAAUUGAUAACUGAUGUACCCACAAGGUGGAAUAGUGCUCAUGAUAUGAUGGAGAGGUUUUUGCAACUGCAAGCUGCUGUGCAUGCUACCCUGCUGUCACCUGCCCUAAAUGUAGAUGAAAGUGACAUUGUCACUCUCAGCAGAUCAGAUCUGGCUAACGUGGAGGAAGUAGUGAAGACAUUAAAACCAGUGAAGGAUGCCACUGUUUUUAUGUCAGAAGAGAGUAGUCCUACAGCCAGCCUUAUUGCACCAGUAUAUGCCCAACUCCUCCAGAGCAUGUCAGACAGUAUUGGAGAUCAACCACUGAUCCGCGAUGUGAAGAAUGCUAUCAAAACAGAUCUCCUUAAACGGUACAACAGUGGGGCAGAGAAGAAGAUCCUGUAUACAUCCUCUGCCCUGGAUCCUCGCUUUAAGGGGUUACCUUUUCUGACAGAGGAGGAGAGAUUGGAUGUCUCAGCAGGAGUGACUUCAGAGGCUGCAUCCCUGGAGUAUGAGAGAAGACAGAGGACAAAAGCAGAUGAAGCGCAUGGUGAAACAGGAAGUUUAGGAUCCAAUGAAGAAUUGCUGUCUGUGGAUGACAAUGUGUCAGAUUCAGCAGGCCCCUCUGCUCCCAAAAGAAGGGCCUCAUCAUCACUCAUCAGUUUGCUGGGACCUGCUUUCAAUGACAUCAGUGAACCUGCAGUACAAAGUAAGACCGCCGAUGCCAGUGCUGAGGAGGAAAUGGACUUGUACUGUAGAUCCCCAGCGGUGUCUCUCUCUGAGGAUCCCUUGGACUGGUGGCUUCGCCAUAAGGGAACAUUUCCUCUCCUCUCUAGGUUGGCAAAGAGAUACUUGUGCAUCCCAGGGACAAGUGUGUCAGCAGAGAGGGUGUUCUCCACUGCAGGAGAUGUAAUCACUGCAAAAAGAAGCGCUCUCAAACCGGACCAUGUCGAUCAGCUUGUGUUCUUGCACAAGAACCUUGAAAUUCCCAAAUGCUGA